AUGGGAAAUAUCUAGGAAUAUAAUUAUUAUACAGUGGAGAUAUUGUCCUAAAAGAUAUAGGUAAUGCUAUACAUGCUGCUAAUAUCCAAACAAACAGUAUAGUUUUUCGAUUGGACUCCAACAGGAAUGAAAAUAAUUGUAAAUUCCUAACCACCCCCUCCAAUAUUGACAGAAGAUGAUUUAGCUAAAGUAACAAAAGCAGUUUGCAUGAAUUCCAAUUUAUCUGCGAUAUCAGAAGUGUAUUCUAAUUUGAAUCAUAAAUUCGAUUUAAUGUUUGCUAAAAAAGCAUUUGUGCAUCGGUAUAUAAGUGAAGGUAUGGAAGAAGGUGAAUUUUAAGAAGCCUGA
Messenger RNA from Paramecium octaurelia, 345 nucleotides. The record is from the annotation of a GenBank genome assembly. NCBI's taxonomy places the organism in Eukaryota, Ciliophora, Oligohymenophorea, Peniculida, Parameciidae.